AUGGAAAAUAAAGUGAAAAUUCAAGAGCUGGAUUCUGCAAGUCAAGGACUUUUGACCGGAUUUUUCCCAGCUACAUUUUGCCCAUUUUUGGCGCAUGUAAAAGAAGCGUGGGAGCUCCGUCAUCAUCCAAAUAUGAUGUUCAUAUUCUACGAAGAUAUGUUAAAGGAUGUACCCUUAUAUAUCAAACGGCUAGCAGAUUUCCUUGGCAAGAAGCUAACGGAUGAACAAAUCGUCAAACUAAGUGAGCACUUGAGUUUUGAGAACUUCAAGAACAACAAGUCUGUGAACCCGACAUGGAUAGCUAAGAGUGGAAACCCCGAUGCCGAGGGUUUUAUUAGAAAAGGUAAAUCGGGCACAUGGCGCGAGCAGUUUGACGACGAGAUGGCGGCGCAGGCGCAGCGCUGGAUGCGCGAGAACCUCGCAGGCUCUGACCUGCGCUUUCCUGACUAUACCUCCUAGUUGA
This is a messenger RNA of Cydia strobilella, 463 nucleotides long. RefSeq names its product sulfotransferase 1E1-like. NCBI's taxonomy places the organism in Eukaryota, Metazoa, Arthropoda, Insecta, Lepidoptera, Tortricidae. Gene Ontology annotation, biological process: sulfation. The transcript has 4 exons. Gene Ontology annotation, cellular component: cytoplasm. The record is from RefSeq and is a predicted model, not a curated record. Gene Ontology annotation, molecular function: sulfotransferase activity. The coding region runs from base 1 to 459 and encodes 152 amino acids.